Molecule: messenger RNA, 2116 nt
Organism: Filobasidium floriforme
Lineage: Eukaryota; Fungi; Basidiomycota; Tremellomycetes; Filobasidiales; Filobasidiaceae
Product: histidine phosphatase superfamily
Exons: 6
Coding region: 96-1988 (630 amino acids)
Cellular component (GO): fungal-type cell wall
Molecular function (GO): acid phosphatase activity
Source: RefSeq, a predicted model, not a curated record
CGAUCACUUCGCACAACCGUAACACUUCAACAUCGACACUAUUAUCUUUCAACUCGAUAGUUGAUUGCCUGUCUGUUGAUACGACGACAACCACGAUGAGACAAUCGACGUCGAUCGCCGCGAUCGCCCUGCUCGGGUCGACAUGGGCUGCCCCGACCUUUGACGGUCAGACCGUCUUUGGCGUCAAAGGCGGUGCGGGGGACCAAGAACCGCCUUCGCAUCCUAUCCCUCAGAAACCUGACACUGGCAUGUUCAACCCGUUGCACCACCUGUCGGCCUUGUCUCCUUACUAUGUGCCAUCGAAAGAGAUCACCCCGUUGCCCAACCCGACCUGCAACGUGACGACCACCUCCAUCCUCAUCCGUCACUCGGCCAUCAUGUCGAACGAUGACGAUCGCGAAGAGUUCAUGCAACCGUUCAUCGACAAGGUGGCCGAAUGGGAGACCGACGUCUUCCCCCAGCCUCCGGCCGAGUGGAACAUGACGGACGAGAUCAAGAGGUGGAAGCGAGAGGGCACGUUUGAUGGGGAUGUCGGAGAGAGGAAAUGGUGGUUCCUGUCCCAGUGGAAGACUCCGAUCGAGGAGGAGAUUGACGAAAAGCUCAGCGACCGAGGCAAGGAGGACGCUUUCGCCUUUGGACAAGCCGUCCGAUCGUCCUACUCUCACUUGUUCCCGGCGCCUCACACUGGCAAGCCCCACAAGGGAAAGAAGCCCAUCGAGUUGAUCGACAUGCUCGAAACCUCCGAAUUCGACGAGCUUUUCGAGCCCAAGCACCACCACGGUCACCACAAGAAGGACAAGCAUCACCGAAAGCACAAGCACCACCACGAUGAUGAUGGCCACAAGAAGAAGCGACCCUCCAAGGAUCCCAAGCACAAGAAGCCCUCCCCGCCUUACAAGAUCUGGACGGCCUCGAGCGAGCGGGAUAUCGAGACCGCCACCUCGUGGAUCAAAGGCGCUUUCCCUCGCAACCAAACCGGUAAAGAGGGCGAAGGUGACGGUUACCACGUCCAGCUCGUCAAGGUCCCCAACAAGCUCGGCAAAGGUUGGAAACGAUCCUUGACCCCGCACAAGGCUUGCGAGGCGUUUGACAAGAAGCCCUCGUUGGAAAAGGCUGCCGAGUGGUUGCACGUCUUUGCGCCCAGGAUCAAGGACCGAUUGCAGGGUGUCGUACCCAAGGUCGUCGAGAGGAUCAGCGACGAGGACGUGUUGAGCAUGUUCAUGCUCUGCGCUUACGAGUCGAUCGACCAGGGUUGGUCUGGUUGGUGUGGUGUGUUUACUGAAGAGGAAUUCAGGGACGCCGAGUAUUACUUUGACGUUCGAUUCCACUACAUGAUGGGAUACGGUAACGAGCUAUCUUCCAUCCUCGGUGCUCCCUGGAUCAAGACUGCGCGACACUUGAUGGCCGGCGAGGUCGAAGACGACCGAAAGGGGCACUCUGCCGAUCACAUGUCGAGCGCCAUGAAGAAGAAGAAGAACAAGAAGGGCAAGAAGGAGAAGAAGCCUGGUGAUGGUCUGCCCGAGCCUACUCAGCCUCCUAACGGAACCCACUCGCAAUUGCUGCACGCCUUCUUUACUCACCGGGAGUCUCCCGCUUUCUCGUCUACCGUCCUUAACCUGUACAACUCUACCGACGAGGCUCUCGGACCCUCGGCGUUCUUGCCUCCCCCUACGGAUCACCGCCCCGAACCCCGCCAAUGGCGGACCAGCGAGAUGGUCUCGUACCUUAGCCACAUCGCUCUCGAGCGAUUCUCCUGUGCCCCCGGCUCCGAGGGUGUUCCUAUCUCGAUGCGUACCGGAGACGACGAGGACGAGGAGCCCUCGUUCGUCCGUGCCAUGGUCAACGGACAACAGGCCAACAUGCACGGAUGCGAGUCGGGUCCCGCUCAGAGCUGUGCUUGGGAGGAGUGGAAGGAGUGGAUCGACGACAGGCUGGAGCAGUACUCUGACUGGGAAGGCAACUGUGACAAGGAAAAGGACGAUGAGUAGAGCGUGGACCGAACUUGUCGAGGGAGUUGGAAGUCGAGCAGGUUUUCGAUAGUCUCUUAGUGUACCCGUAUACCCAGACCAAAGGGUCGUUAAAAAAGAUGAGCAGUGCCAUUUGAUCGUGUUAAGCA